Messenger RNA from Actinia tenebrosa (Australian red waratah sea anemone), 1267 nucleotides. RefSeq names its product SKA complex subunit 1. Gene Ontology annotation, molecular function: microtubule binding. Gene Ontology annotation, biological process: chromosome segregation; cell division; regulation of microtubule polymerization or depolymerization. Gene Ontology annotation, cellular component: mitotic spindle; outer kinetochore; spindle microtubule. The record is from RefSeq and is a predicted model, not a curated record. NCBI's taxonomy places the organism in Eukaryota, Metazoa, Cnidaria, Anthozoa, Actiniaria, Actiniidae.
CAAAUACCUACUCGCCCCAGUUCUUUUCCGAGGUGGUCAUUGCAGGCGCUGUCCAGCGGUGUUUUGGCGGUCAAAUCAAAAUGGCUUCUUUACUUGAAGUGGUUCAACAUUUUACUCAUAAAACAGGCAACCUAAAACAAUGUAUGGACUUACGAAAUGCAGCAAAUUCAUCAACUUGUUUAUCUGACUUGAAGUCCAUUAAUAACGAAGUUACAGAGAUCGAGCAAAUACUGUCAAAGAUGAGGGAACAACUGGUGACAGAAAAACAAAAUCUUGAUAGAGGAAAGGCUCUAGUAGAAAUGGUACAGGAGUACAGAGAUAACAUCAAGCAUAUUGCAAACAAUUUGCCAUCUCAUUUACCAAAUACCAAGAGAGAAGCUUCAAACAAGGAACAGUCUACCAAGCACUCAAUACCAAUCAACCAAGAACAGCAUUCCAUCAAACGAGCUAAAGUGACCAGCCGUAAUGGAGACAUAGAGGUCCCACAGAUACCAUACUUAACAGUGGAUGAGUUUGGAACUGUACCAAAAUACAUCAAAGGAAGGAUUAAUUAUCAACAAGUGAAUGAUGCAAUAGAUGAAAUCAACAAAGUCAUCAAAGCCAAGUAUAAGAUUCUUAACCUGCCGAGGUCUGCAAUGGGAGAGCCAAUCAUGAAGAAAUAUAAGGCUUUCAAAGAAGCAGAGACAGAGGAAACAAAAGGGCAUUAUUUCUUCAUUGAAAAUGAUGUGAAGAAUUAUUCCAACCUGAAGCUUGAUAAAGCAGGGAGAGCCAUUCUGACCAUCAUGCGUCACUGCAGUCAACUUAAGGAGCUGCGCAGUGGAGGACUAAUAAGAUAUGCUAUAAAACAAUAAUCUAAUGAACUAUUAACCCUUGUUGAAUAUUUCCUGUCGUAUAACAUAGGUGUUAAAAAACCUCUUGGGAGUAGAGGUGAGGAGGAAUGGCAAAUUUUGAUAAUAUGUAUCCAUACUGUAGAAACUAGACACUGAUGCUAGUGACUUUCAUGAUAUUAAUAGUUUCAGGGCUUAAGAUAACAGCUGGUAAUCAGAAAAGGUCAGAAAUAAGGUAUGACUGAGCUAAACCUAAUUUGGCCUGUGAUUGUGGCUGGUGACUGAUUGGCCAUCAUUUUGAGGCCUGUAGUUUUCUGUAUAGUAGUCAUAGCAACUCAUUAUUUUUGCCUUUUUAUCUAAUUUUCCUUUUCUUUCUUUCCAUUUUAUUGGAAUCUUUCCACUCAUUUCUUGUGUAAACGGUUGCCUUUUAUUUCCCCAUU